GAGGCAAGGCGAAGGCGUGCGUAAAAAGCGCAUCAGGCUCCAGCCCGGAGGCGCCCUGGAGGGGAUCCGACUGGGAUGGAGAGGGGGCCCCUGUUCCAGGGCUGGAGGCACUCCUGGUCCCUGGGGGUCCCUUGGGGGUCCCUUUCUCUGCCUGCCCUCCUGCUCCUGCUCUUUCUCCCUGGCCAAGGAAGCACCUCUGGAGGCAGAGAAGAGUUGUCCCCGAAAGGAGAGUUUGUCUUUCCUCGCUGGAUUUUGGGAGGACGCAACAGGCGAGAUGCCAUCAUGGCGGAAGAGAUGCCAUCGCCUGCCCGAGGAGAGGUGGCGGUGACGGUCGAGGGCAAAGAACUUGUUUUGGUGCUGGAAAAGAACCAAAGGCUGCUGUCCCCAGAAUACACAGAGACGCAUUAUACAAAAGACGGGCAGAUAGUGACUGUAUCACCCAACCACACCGACCACUGUCUCUACCACGGCCGCGUCCGAGGGCACGAAGGCUCCUCAGUGGUGCUCAGUACAUGCUCUGGAAUCAGUGGGCUGAUUAUACUGGACCACAAUAACAGCUAUUACCUGAAACCUCCAGCAAGUCCAGGGCCUGGGCCUCAUGUCAUCUACCGGACGGAGCACUUGCCAGUCAAAGGUGGGACUUGCGGGCAUGGCGACCAGCUCCAAAGCAACGUAGCAGAUAUUGCCAGAUUCCUCAAACCAGUGGUGCAUCAGCGGAAAAGGAGGGACGUCUGGAGGACCCUAAAAUACAUGGAGCUCUUCAUUGUUGCAGACUACACCCUGUUUACAACUCAAAAGCAAAACUUGGGUCGCACAAAGCAACGGAUUCUGGAGAUUGCCAAUUAUGUGGACAAGUUUUACAGGUCCUUGGACAUCAAAGUUGCCCUGAUAGGUCUUGAGGUAUGGACCGAACGGGACCAGUGCACCGUGAGCAAUGAUGCCCAUGCCACCCUCGUGUCCUUCCUGCAGUGGAAAAAGUCUUUGAAAUCUCGGAAGAAGCAUGACAAUGCUCAGCUCUUGACUGGAGUUCCAUUCAAAGGGACAACAAUUGGAAUGGCUCCGCUAGAGGGCAUGUGCAGUGGGGAAAACUCUGGUGGUGUCAGCAUGGACCAUUCAGAGUUGCCCAUUGGAGCUGCCGCCACCAUGGCCCACGAAAUUGGCCACAACUUUGGCAUGAGCCACGAUGUUGAAGGUUGCUGUGUGGAGGCCACAGCGUCCCAAGGUGGCUGUGUGAUGGCUGCUGCAACUGGCUACCCUUUCCCAAAAGUGUUCAGCUCCUGCAGCCGGAGGCAACUGGAGAGUUAUUUCCAGAAGGGAGGCGGCAUGUGUCUCUUCAACAUGCCCGACACCAAGGACCUGGUGAUGGGCAAGAAGUGCGGCAAUGGAUUCCUGGAGGAUGGGGAGGAGUGUGACUGUGGGGAGAUAGAGGAGUGCACAAAUCCUUGCUGUAACCCACACAACUGCACCCUGAAAUUUGGAGCGGAGUGUGCCCAUGGGGACUGUUGCAAGAGCUGCAAGUUAAAGACGGCUGGGACCAUGUGCCGAGAACCAGCCGGAUCCUGCGACCUCCCAGAAUACUGCACCGGGGCUUCUCCGUAUUGCCCCACCAAUGUGUACUUGCUAGAUGGCUCAACCUGCUCCUAUGGGGAGGCAUAUUGCAACAAUGGCAUGUGCAUGACCCACCACCAACAGUGUGUCCAGCUGUGGGGCCCAGGUGCCUCCCCAGCUCCAGAUGCAUGUUUCCAGGACGUCAACAGGGCUGGAGAUAUGUACGGCAACUGUGGCAAGGACAAACACGGCCACUACGUCAAGUGUGCUUUGAAGGAUGCCAAGUGUGGGAAGAUCCAGUGCCAGAGCUCAGCUGCAAAACCCAAAGGGACCAACACCAUCUCCAUGGAUACCACCAUCCGGUUUAAUGGGCGGGAGAUAAAGUGCCGAGGGACCUUGGUUUAUGCCACCAAUGAUGAUGAAGGGGACAUGGCUGACCCGGGACUUGUGACGACGGGGACCAAGUGUGGAGAUGGAAUGGUAUGCAAAGACCAGCAGUGUUUGAAUGCCUCAUUUUUUGAACUGGACAAAUGCAUCUCCAAAUGCCACGGACAUGGGGUUUGCAACAGCAACCGGAAUUGCCACUGUAAUGCUGGUUGGGCUCCUCCGUUCUGUGAAAAGCCGGGGCUGGGAGGCAGCGUGGACAGUGGCCCUGUGCAAUAUGACAAUCAUGAAACCAUCCUGAUCACACUGGUGUUGGUUUUCUUGGUGACCCUGGCUGUUAUAGCUGCUGGACUCUAUGUUUACUACAGACGGGAGAGCUCCUUCCUCAACAAGUGGGUCAAAGACUUAAGGAAGAGCCAGGAGACGUACCGGCGGAACGGAGUGAUGCCUCAGAAGGCAAACCAGGGACACUCUAACUCAGCCUUUACGCUGCAGGAUAUUUCCUCUCCCUCCAUCAACGCUGUCAGCAGAAGCACCAGCCAGGUGAGCAGGAGUUUUUCCCCAUUGAGGCCAAACCCACAUCAAAGUGCCUCCCAUCCGGUCAAUGUUGUCCGUCCGCUCCGUCCAACACCGAGCCCAGCUGCUGUUCCUCGGAAAGACCUCAAGCCUUGCAGGCCACCGCCGCUGCCUCUCAACAAGUCCCCCGCCUUCCCUGCCAGAACCACAUUCGGAGCACAAACCAAACAGCCUCCGCCAAAGAAGCCUCUUCCCAGCAGCCCGAUCCGGACCGCUUUGGUUGAUCCAAAGCUCAGGCCGCCUCGCAGGCCCCUACCAGGGAACCCUCUUUUGGCAAAAGAACUGCCAUCUUCUCAGGGUCAGCCCUUGCUGGUCAUGGUGCCUCCCACCAAUUCCAAAUCAUCGGUUGUUGUCAGUUCCUCAACCCACCUCUCAAAACCACUCAAGCCGAUGCCACCUCAGAGACCAGUUCCAGGCUUGAAAGUCCAGACAACUUCCUUCCCCUUUAAGAAAUGACAAUGGUGGAAACAAGGAUCCCAGCUGACGUCUGUCCGGCUCCUUCCUCCUCAUUUGCACUACUGCGGUCAACGCAGGGAAAUUUUGCUACCAAAGACGAUGAUGAUAAUAAUAAUUAUUUUUUUAAAGGAAUUGUUUCUGCAAAUAACGAAGAAGGGGGGUGUAGGUGUCGUGACUAGGGAGGUUGGUAUUUCUCUGCAGGAGUUAAGGGCUGUGGAAGUGAGAGACACAGAAAUGGGCCUUUCCGAAGCCAUUUUAGGGGAGAGCGCCUCUCUCGUGGAUUACUACCCAUGGUUUUGAGCACCAAGGUCUGCUUCUUUUCUCUCCCUACCUAUGGCAGAAGGAUAGCAAGAAGGCAGAGGUCUCAAGCCCCAGAAGCCUCCUGAAAUUGGACGAUCUCUAUUAGCUACCUCCGUGUUUUUGCACAAGCUCCGAUGAUGACCUCUCCUUGUCUUGUGGAGUCAUAUUGAGUUGGACAGGUUUCUGAAGUCUACAGUGGUGCUGGGGAGAGCGGCCUUCCCUGACCAGGCACCUUUCAGGUGUGUUGGGACUACAACUCUAAUCACCCGCUCUGCUAGCAUGGUUAGGGGAGGAUAGGAGUUGUAGUCCAGGACAUCUAAGAGUGGGAGCUUCUGGUCUACUGUAUGCAAAUGCUAAGGUUCAAAAUGGAUGAUAGAUAUUAUGUGGAAUCUCUGGUCCCAGGAUUUGGAAAAAAAGAAAGGAAGGAAUAGCCAUGGAGGAAAAUAUUGGCCCAUUGGGAAGCAGAGGGACUGACUCUGCUCUUAAAAUUCCCCUCACUGCAAAAAAUUGAGGCAGAGCUUGGAAAGCAUUAAAACUAAUGCUCUUAUCUGAGACUAGUUACUUUUGAGUUAAUGAAGAGAUGAUACAGUUACAUUCCAAAAGUAACCUAAUAAGAGUAAGGUUACCUUGUGGUUGUAAUGAGUGGAGGCUCCCAGUUACUUUUAUAAGUUACUUUUUAAGGGCAUUCGGAUAAGAAUUUUUUUUUAUCAGGUGCCAGUGGUUGUAAUCCUGCAGCCUUCCAGAUGUCAUCCCAAAAAAGGGAACCUUUUCAAACUCUCCCAAUGACCCUACAACCCUCCUGACGGUCCACCCCAAAAUUUAGCACUGACCAAAGUGCCUCCAAGUGUACUGAUGCCCCUCUGCCUUCCAUUCCAGCUCCAUCACACUCAGAGCAAGCAUUGGAACUGUAGUUGUAAAUGGGUUGUACCAUUGCAAUCCUGCUGCCUGCCUACCUGCCCACCAACGCUCAGUAUUCAAGAGGGCAGAAAUUCAAGGGGCCAUCUCUUGUCAAGCUUCCACUUGGGGGAAAAUGCAGUUGCAAAUCGGGCUCAGAGAAGUGACCUUCUGUCCUUCCUUUGCCUCCAUCUCAGGAAGAAUUUGGGAGCUCAGUGAAGAGAUCAGAUGGAUGUGGGCUGUGGGGAAUGAAUGAACAUCUGCUUGGUUGCAGAUGCACCUUUCUGUUAAUAAGAGAAAUAGCACCAAUUGAGGCAGGUGCUGAUUUUUGGGUGCUGCUAUGGAUUUACCAUCAGAUCCAACCAUCUUCCCCACUGUAGUAUGAGAAUUGCCUUCCUUUCCUUGUUGCUUCUGUUGUCUCUGAAAAAAAUGAGCCAAUUGCUGAGUUUCAGUCUAUCAAUCAGUCAAUCACUUUCAUUUGAGAUUCAGGUUUCAUGCUCUCCUGAGUUUCACAGCUCCCCUGGGCCUAGUUUAAACUCCAAAACUCCCUUUUGAUGCCCAAUAACUCAAGAAGGCAAGAGUCCCGUUGAACACGAACUAAGUGCUCUCCUUCUCCUGCCAGUUACUGCAGUGUAUAUGUUGUUUCCUAGACCCAUGGGGGUUUCUGAGCCUGAGCAAGUGCCCUUUGGACAGAUCUGAGCCCCAUCUCCUUUUGAGAAGCACUGAUGCACUAUGGGCCAGAGCUGCUACUCCAGAGACAAACACUCCAUGAAACAGUUUUUUUUUUUGUUUGCUUGUUGGCUGCUUUGCUGAAAAAUUGUUCCCUAUCUCCUGCCUCGUUCUUGGGCUGCUAGUUCAGCUGUGCCACCUUGUGACUCCUGCAAAAUCCAUGUUUUACCCUUGUUUGCUAAACUGAGCUUACAUAGUAUCACCUGUUUUUUCAGUGCUCAGGGCUGUUAUUCCCCUGAGUGCUUGAAAUUGCAAACUCUAGUCCUCACGGUACUGUACAAAACCCCUGGGCCAUUUGUUCAGGUCUGGAUUGCUUUCUUGAAAUAGCAAGAUUUGGGGGAAGGGGCAUUGGGGUUGAAAAAUACUCCCCAGUUCACUAUCCAGGACUUACACCUUUCCAUGGCAUCUGUGGGCAGAUUGUGAACCAGGCAGGGGUGUCACUAGGGGUGUGCGGGAGGUGCAGAGUGCACCGGGUGACACCUUAUGGGGGGAUCACCUGGUGGAAAGGGGCUUUCUUCUGGGUCUGCAGCUCUCCUGGGUGGGUAGUAAAGAGAGGCACCUUCCUUUGCACUCACCCAGAAGCUCUGGAAGUCCUGGAAAGGUUGUGUUGUGGUAGGAGCAGCCCACUCCCACUAGUAGCCACUGGUGGGACUGGGCUGCCUUCCACUUAUGGCAGCUCCGAUGAUUGAGUGGGAAAGUGAGUCACCUCCCAUGUCUGCCUGGCCAGCAACUCUACCAGACCUAGAAAAAGCUCAGAGAGAGGUAUUAAAAAUGAUCCGCACUGGGUAUCAAAUGUAUUAGGAAUGCCAUUGGAACCAGGCUUGAUUUGGAGAAGAAUCGAGAUGGCUGGAUGGAAUGAUGGAGGGUUUUGCUCAGUCAAGGAAAGUGGGACUUCCCAUAGCUCAUUCUACCUCCACAAUGGGUGCUCUUUUUUCUAGCUGCAACCUUCCUUUCUCCCAUCAUGUGGCCCUUUGGAUGCGGUUGGACUGCAACUCCCAGCAACCAUAGCCAGCAUCGCCAGUGGCAAAAUAUGCUGGGGGUUUCAGUCCAACAUCACCUGGAGGUGAUAAAUCCCACCCUGCUUUAGACUGUGCUGGGAAAUACCAGGUUGCUUUUCUUUUAAAUCCAUCUAUUUUGGAUUUGUUUUGGUUAAGAAAAUGAACGAAGGCUGUGCAGAGAUGUUUAACUGGGCAUAAAACACUGUCUCCAAAAUGGGGGUUUUCUUUGCUGACCCUUGCUGAAGAGGUUACUUGCCACAGACCUCUAGGAAACUGUGAGCCCUUCAGAGCCAUUUCUUAGCCUUUCCGUUGGAAGCUUGGGAGUCCUACUUUAUUCAGAGAAGCAAGCCAGCUCUUGCCUUGGAUCGGUGCCUCCACGAUGGUGACAGAUCUAAGUGCUCCUCAUGUGUUGAGCUCAUGCAGGCUAGAAGCCACGGUGUUCCUGCUAUGCACUUUUUCUGCCCAAUGUCUGUGCCUUCGAAGUGAAGAUUUUAGAAAACCCUCCACACCUCUUCUGAAGGAUAAUGAAG
Molecule: messenger RNA, 6415 nt
Organism: Sceloporus undulatus (fence lizard)
Lineage: Eukaryota; Metazoa; Chordata; Lepidosauria; Squamata; Phrynosomatidae
Gene: ADAM33
Product: ADAM metallopeptidase domain 33
Exons: 24
Coding region: 76-2964 (962 amino acids)
Biological process (GO): proteolysis
Molecular function (GO): metalloendopeptidase activity
Source: RefSeq, a predicted model, not a curated record